Molecule: messenger RNA, 3671 nt
Organism: Centrocercus urophasianus (Greater sage-grouse)
Lineage: Eukaryota; Metazoa; Chordata; Aves; Galliformes; Phasianidae
Gene: TEKT1
Product: tektin 1
Exons: 8
Coding region: 237-1445 (402 amino acids)
Biological process (GO): cilium movement involved in cell motility; cilium assembly
Cellular component (GO): nucleus; microtubule cytoskeleton
Source: RefSeq, a predicted model, not a curated record
CGGGCAGCAGCGGCGGGCAGCGGGGAGCUCGGUGCUCUCCUUUGAGGAGUGAUGGGGCUAUUCCGGAAUUAACAAACCACUCUAAUUUCUUUACAAAUUAUCGCGGAGUUGAUUUUGCCGAUCGUUUGAUGAACAGCACGCUCAGGAAAUCUACUAUGACUUAAGCCCUGAAAACCACCUGAGGCUCCGCAUUCCAAAAAUUCACCUGUGUUCCAUGCAGAACCCUUCAAAAACCAAUGGCCAGAAUGCUACAAGCUCCACCCCAGUUGCAUUCUUCAGAAUGGCACGUUGCAAACAAGAUGCAGUGUGCCAGUGCAGAGUCUCAGAAAUCCAGUUCAGAGCGCUUAGUAGCUGAGAGUCGAAGACUGGUGGAUGAAAUAGAAAAGACAACUCAGAAAACCCAAAGCAGCGUCAACAAGAAAAUAGAACAGAGACUGGAAGAAAUAAAGUUCUGGAAGCAAGAAUUAGAUAACAAACUCGAACAACUUGUUAAUGAGACAGAGGUACUGGUUACUUUCAAGACCAGGCUGGAGAAAGCCUUGGAGAGCUGCAGAGAGCCACUGGUAAUUUCCCAGAAGUGUCUCCUGAACAGGCAGAGACGAGCUGGGACUGACUUGGUGCAUGAUGAAGUGGAACAGGAAUUGGUCAAGGAAGCUGGAGUUCUGCAGGGGGUUAUUGCUUUGCUUGAACGUACAUUAGAACAAACGAAUGAGCAAAUCAGACUAAACCGUUCCACAAAAUACAACCUGGAAAUGGAUGUGAAAGACAAGUUCACAGCUUUGAUGAUUGACAAUUACUGUGCUAGCUUGACAAACAACACUCCUGAUGUCAGAUACGCUGAUAAAACAGUGGAAAUAGAAGGAAAUUUUGUUAGCCCUGAAGACUGGAUAUAUUUCUCAAACAUAAAUGUUGAAAAGGCUGACAAGCAGAGAAACAAUUCAGUGGCACUAAGGGUGCUGAUUGACAGCAUCCUCUCCCAGGCAGUGAAUGACAUGUGCAAGCAAUAUGAGAUGGUGAAUAUCGCAUUUAGAAAUAGAGUGGAGGAAGUCAGAGAUGCCAAGCACAAGCUGGAGACACUCCUCGCAGUGGUGAUGAAGGAGGCUGCCUCGCAGGAGAUGAACAUUGUAGCCUUAAAGAAAGCAAUUGCUGAUAAAGAAGGACCUGUUAAAGUGGCUCAAACCCGCUUGGAGGCAAGAAACCAUCGCCCUGGAGUGGAAUUAUGUUAUGACACAGUGCAAUAUAGGCUGACCGGUGAAAUUCAAGAGAUUACAAACAACAUUCAAAGGUUAAAGGACACACUGGCACUGGCUGAAACAGAGCUGAAAGGUCUGAGACGUCGGCAGCUUUCCCUGGAGGAGGAGAUCCAGAUCAAGGCAGAUACAUUAUACAUUGAUGAAGUGCUCUGCAAGCCAAUGAGAGAGUCUGUUUGCAUUAACAACUUUUAAAGCCACAUUACUGGACAGUUCAUGCUGAGAUUUUGACAAACUCCAAAUUUAUUGAUUUGAAUUAAUGCUGUCCUCAUUCUAGAUGUGUGAGGCAAUUAAAACAGACAGUACUUACAGCUAGGACUGUGCUCUUGAAUGUCUGAUGAAAUCCCCCACUGGGCAGUAAAGUUCCAGAAUAAGAGGGAAUGUGGCAACGUGCUUUCCAUGUUAUCUCAGGUACAAGCAAUGACAUCUUUUGCCACUGAGAGGUGUAGAAGUUGUGGAAGCUAGAGCAGUUCUCUCACAAGACACUGGUAAGCUGGUCCAGUGGGAGUGCUGACUGCCAGGAUUAGCUGCGGUAUGGUUUUUUCUUCUUAACAUCUGCUGUUAAGAACUGGGCAGAGAGUGUGUUAUGAAACUCAACAGAACUAGGGAGUGAUGAUGCGGUGGAAUGGAGUACCUGACUGCAUCUGAAUCGAGACGAAGCCAAGGCUGAUUUUGGGCUAAUCGUUUCCUUACUCCAUGUCUCAGUUUUCCUAUUUGUAAAAUGGGAACAAACAGACGGCCUCACUGGUAAGCUGUUUGAAACUCUACAAGGGGAAGUGCUGAAUGAAGAGGGUCUUAUUCUUACUAGAGGUGCCAACGAGGGCUGAGGAAAAAGCUCACUGCUGCUUCUGGUUCUGGUGAGGGAAAACAAAAGAACGGCAAGAAUAAGUGAUACUGGAGAUAUAAGAGGCUGGUUGCCAAGUCCAACACUUUAAUCCAGGGCAUAGUAAAAUUGUCCUUUGCAUACGAUGGUAUCUCCCUUUCAGAGGGAUGCUGACAAGAUUCAGUUCUCCUAUUAAUGCCCUCCAAAGGAUUUGUUCAUCAUUUGCAGGUGUAACUCCUUGUGGCUUUACUCCAGUGGAUAGGUGAUGACAAAAUAGUUAAGCUCUGAGUCAAUCAGAUUUUUAAACUUCUUGUAAAUAUUGUGCAACAGCUGCUUCUCUUCACUGGUCUCCUGUCGGGAUGUGUAAAUCCUGACCUGUGAGCAUGAAUGGUGGUCAUGUCUCUCAGAUACGUGCAGCAGUCUCAGCCCAUUAAAGCUUGUGGCAAAAGUAAGCCUUUGUUGCUACUGAAGAAUAUGGAGAAGCCAAAUUCUUAGAAUAAAAUCCUAAAAUUUACGUACAGUUUUCACUCUGAACUGAGUGAAAAUUACGACUCAUCUUCUGCCAAAGAAUUUUUGGGAAGAGGAAAGUUCCUUUUACCCUCAAGAUUGACACAUUCUUGGAAUACGCAUGGCUCUGGAUCUAAUACAUUUACAAUUCAGCAAGCAAAAUAGUAUGACAGUAUGGUUUACACCAGCUGCAUUUGUGGAGUGGCCACAUACAGUACAACAUCCCUUUUUGGUGAGAUGUGUUUAUAGCUUUUGUUUAAUGAGAUUCAACUGUCAUGCUUCAAUUUAAGCAUAGAUAUGAGUACGAGGACUGAGUGGAACAGACAAUCCCUAGCUUAAUAUAGGAGGUGACAGAGGGAACCCAUGGACUAGCACAGAUUUGCGGAAUGGUUGGUGCUGGUUAUUAAACUUACAUAGUAUUCUGUAAUAUUCCUACUUAUGGAUUAGUAGGUUGGAAAGAGUGGUUCUCAGGUAGUAGUAGGUUUCUAAGUGGUUCUCAGGAUUCUUAAAAUGCUAAAACAUUAUAUAGGGAAGGUAGUUAUGCUAACAUUUCCUUCUCCAACCUUACUGCGGGAUUAUAGGGACCUCAGCAUUUCUCUGGAUAUGGAAGAGAGGAAGGUAGGUAAUGGGAGUUUUGAAGCAUCGAGUCUUACCUUUAUUGUAGUCAAAAAGCAUUUCCUUUCUGCACGAUUCUGCAGCAACCUCUCCACAAAAGUAACACUAAGAAAUGCCCAGACUUUCAGAAAAAACAAUCUCCUGCAUGAUAAGAUAAGCUGUAGCAGCUCAUCAUCCAGCAGCUCAUUGUCAUUGUUUACUUCAAGGGUUAAUUUCUUCAAAAAGAAAGAACGCAGUCAGUUCUGUGAAACAAGGCUUGCACUAGCUAAACUUCAAAGUGUUUCCCAAUUUUACCAACAGAAGUGACUGACAGCAGAUCAGCUGUGUACCUUGACACGAGCAGAGAACCUUUUUUUUGUUACGACAAGAAUAUAUGCAGUGGUAAUUUCCAUUCUCCCGUAACGAUGAGCUUCCCAUGUACGUUAUGUACCGUCCUAAGAGACAGACAACUUCCAGUGGGUGCAAUGCCCACAACU